This is a messenger RNA of Anopheles coustani, 1483 nucleotides long. Its product is annotated as retinol dehydrogenase 14. The record is from RefSeq and is a predicted model, not a curated record. The transcript has 4 exons. NCBI's taxonomy places the organism in Eukaryota, Metazoa, Arthropoda, Insecta, Diptera, Culicidae. The coding region runs from base 271 to 1257 and encodes 328 amino acids.
CGGUGGUAGAGGACUCCCGACGUCAAAUCGCAGCUCACAUAGUACUACGUCGAACCAGGGUCAGUCAGUACGAUCGCGGACACCGGUAGACGAGGAAGUCGAAACCAUCGCAGCCAUCGCUCGACGCGUCCAGAUCAAAGUGAAUACUCGCGAGAUACUCGUGUAUAAGUGUCAAGUGUGCGAGGGAGGCCCGUCAUCGAACGACUGGCGAGUUCAUCCCUUUCAGGGCAAAUCAGCUGCAGGUCAAAGCCUACUCACUCACUGUAGACUAUGUCGUUACUAGGGCUCGACGAUCCACUCACAGCGACCGCGUCUGUCAUCACAGGAGUAGCGAUCGUACUGUCACUAAUUAAAUACUACCUGUACCUCACCUGCGGCCACUUUUCCUCGGCUCGAAACAUGGAAGGCAAAACCGUGAUCAUCACAGGUGCCAACUCGGGCAUUGGCAAGGAAACUGCCCGAGAUUUGGCCAAACGGGGCGCCCGCAUCAUCAUGGCCUGCCGGAACAUGGAGACGGCUAAGCAGGCCCAAGAUGAAAUAGUCAAAGAAACGGGUAACCAAAACGUUGUCGUGCUGAAGCUGGACCUCAGCUCGCAAGCGUCGGUCCGCGAGUUUGCGGCGGAGGUCCUGCGCACCGAGCGUAAGCUGGACGUGCUGGUUCACAACGCCGGGUUUGCGGAAACGUUCCGGAAGUCGAAGAGCGUCGAUGGAAUCGAGUUUACGAUGGCCACCAACCACUACGGGCCGUUCCUGCUGACCCAUCUGCUGAUCGAUCUGCUCAAGCGGUCCACCCCGAGCCGGAUCGUUGUGGUGGCGUCCGAGCUGUACCGGUUCGCCUCGGUCAACCUGAGCAAUCUGAAUCCGGUGAACACCAUGCCGGCCUAUCUGUACUACGUGUCAAAGUGUGCCAACAUUAUGUUCACGCGCGAACUGGCCCGCCGGCUUGAGGGUACCUCGGUGACGGCAAACUGUCUGCAUCCGGGCAUGAUCGAUUCCGGCAUCUGGCGGAACGUCCCGUUCCCGCUGACGCUCCCGAUGCGCCUAAUCAAGAGCUUCUUCAAGACCAAUGCCGAGGGAGCGCAAACCUCACUGUAUCUCGCCUGCUCGGAGGAGGUGGAGGGCGUCACCGGCAAGUACUUCAUGGACUGCAAGGAGGCGGGCCUCAGUGCCGGUAUCUGCGAUAUGGAGAGAGCCCGUCAACUCUGGGAAGAAUCGGUCAAAAUCGUCAAUCUAACGAGCAGCGAUCCGAAGAUCUAAUGACGACAUACCAUCAAUGUCCGAGAAUCUCCAAUUGACGGUCGUUGAGUCCCUUUUUUCUCAUUGCAUUCAUUGGUACAGGCAGGAUUGCAAUCGCCGUCAAACUAAUCGUGCAGUUCCGUCCAGAAUCAGUAUCAAUAUUUUUUCGUGGUAGUUGGAUGUUACCGUAUUUUUCUUUUGUUUUAGUGUUUUUAAAGGUUUUAAUAAACAUACGAUAUCCGAUUCA